AUGUGUAGUGUCACCAGUUGCUGUGCCAGUAGGUUACCAAGAGACCUGAAGCCAGAGAAUAUCCUAUUGGAUAGUGGAGGUCAUGUGGUUCUGACGGAUUUCGGGCUGUGUAAAGAGGGUGUGUCUGUGGGUGGGACUAUGCAAACGUUCUGUGGAACCCCUGAGUAUCUGGCGCCAGAGGUGUUGUUAGGCCACACCUACAGUGGAGCCGUGGACUGGUGGGAGCUGGGGAAUGUACUUUAUGAGAUGCUUCAUGGACUGUCCCCGUUCUACAGUCGCAGUAAGGCCGAGAUGUAUGAGAACAUCCUUCACGCCCCCCUGCAGCUCCAUAUAAGUGUGUCCCAGUCUGCCCGGUCUCUGCUGCAGGACCUGCUGGAGAAAGACUGUACCAAACGCCUAGGGGGGGAACAUGACCUUGCUGAGCUGCAGGGCCACACCUUCUUCUUGUCCAUCAACUGGGAUGACCUGCUAGCCAGGAAAGUCCCUCCCCCAUUCAUUCCCAACCUGUCUGGUCCGUGUGAUGUGCGGUGUUUUGACCCGGAGUUCACGCUUCUUCCAGUCCCCGCCUCCCUCGGUUUGAGUGACAUGUUGGGAGACGUGGCCAAUGGAGCCUUCCCAGGGUUCUCCUAUAUGCCUCCGGCUGAGGUUGUAUGA
This is a messenger RNA of Salmo salar (Atlantic salmon), 654 nucleotides long. RefSeq names its product serum/glucocorticoid regulated kinase 2b (gene sgk2b). Gene Ontology annotation, molecular function: ATP binding; protein serine/threonine kinase activity. The record is from RefSeq and is a predicted model, not a curated record. Gene Ontology annotation, biological process: protein phosphorylation. Lineage: Eukaryota; Metazoa; Chordata; Actinopteri; Salmoniformes; Salmonidae.